Molecule: messenger RNA, 3672 nt
Organism: Condylura cristata (star-nosed mole)
Lineage: Eukaryota; Metazoa; Chordata; Mammalia; Eulipotyphla; Talpidae
Exons: 1
Coding region: 1-3672 (1223 amino acids)
Source: RefSeq, a predicted model, not a curated record
AUGGAAGCCACCAAGAAGGUGGGGGGCCCUGAUCCAUCGGGCCCCCAAGCCCACCCCUCGGCCAGCAGCCAGCAGUUGGGGGGUAGCCUCAGAGGGUCCCAGGGACCAUGGAUAAACCCAGGAUCCUUAUGCUUCAAGCAGGGGUUAUCACUGCCCACUGAGACCAUCUCUGAUGGGGCCUGUGGCCCAACCCCUAGCCCUACUCAACAGCUGCUCCGGGACCCUGCUGAGGUUAAUUCCCAGUGUGGUUGUGAGCAGGUCUCCCAGCACUCCCUGAGGCACUCCAAUAGCCUGUUUCCAAGCCCCAUCGUGGGAGCCCAUACGCAUCUCAUCACGGAGAGCGAGAACAUGGCCCUACCCAUGUGCACGCGCAGUGACAGCAACAGUGACACAGCCCAGCUUGGAUCCUGCCGCUCCCGCUUUCAGGUGCAUCUUGGGAGGCAGAGCAAGGUUCCCGCUAAGGUCCUGGUGGGCUGGGGCAAAGGCCCCUGCAGCACUGAAGAGAUAGUCCCCUUGGGCACCAGGAAGAGCCGGUGGCUACCCUAUAUCCUUUCAGAGGAGAAUGACUCAACUGCAGCCCAAACUACUCUUCCAGCUCCAGCCCAAGAUCAGGACCAGGGCAAGUGCUCAUGUUUGGCUCAGGCUCCUCCAACUCCAACUCAGGCAAAUACUCCAGCCCUGCCUGCACUCCCACUGCCAGCAGCAGUCGAUACUUACAACUGUAGCCCUGACCACCUGGCUGAAUCCAUUACCAUCACCAAAGCAUCAAAUUCCCAAGACCUACUACUCAGGAAGUAUGAUGACCAGUGGUCAAUCCUCCUGGAGCCUUCUAAAGUGGUCAUACCAUGCCAGAACAAAGUGAAUUUCUGUUCUCAGGAGGAGCCUCCUACUCCACAGUCCACUCUAGCAGAGGGCCCAGACCAUGUCAAGGAUUUCGACGCUGCCAGAAGUCAGGUGCUACCCAUGCAGCCUGAGAACCCAGCGGAGAAGGCCCUGACCUGCACCUCCAGGCCAGCUAGCCCACCACCAGUCUCAGUACCUCCAGGCACCCCUGAGCCCCAGAGGAGUAGCCUGGAGAUCUGUAUCUCUCAGCCAGACCAGAAGCCCUUCAGUGUUUGCAACAACGCCUGCUCCAGUGUGCCUGCCCACCAAGUAACCUGCUGUAAGCAGUCCUCAGUCCAGGUUCCCAAGGAAGCCAUGCAGGUCCCUCUGUCCAGUGCCCCUACCUGCCAGCGUCAGGAUGCUGUGGAAGACCGUGUGCUGGUGUUUGAUAUGGCUACGGGCAAUACCAGGAUGGGGCUGUUAUGCCAUGACCCUAUGGGCUCACGGGCAGUGCUGGUGGGCCUUAUGCCCAGCCACGCACCCAUCAAUGUCCCAGAAAAUAUGUCUACCCCGCCAAUGGUCAUGCCCAUCCUAUCCCCUAACAAUGAUCACUCCAGCCUAUGGUCCACCUCACCCAUAAUCUCCAGUCCUGUGCCUUCCAGCCUCUCAUCUGGCAGCUACCGAGAAGUGUCCCUGGCUCCAAAGGAGGCCAGGCUCAACCUGGAGUCACAGGAUUCUCUUGGUAUUGAGACACCCAUCAGGAUUGGGAUGCUCGCUGGGCCUGUCCCACUGGGAAUGCCCCUCCAGUUUGGUGAGGGGAUACGGUGCCAAGUCCAUGAUCCUGGCUGGCCUAAACCUGAUGCUGAAAACACUGAACCUGGUCACACCAUCCAGCUUCUGGAUGCAUCCAGAAUGCAGGAUGCUUCCAUGAUUGAGGCCAAGAAACUUCAGGGCAUGAGCUCAAAGCAGACUCUAGAGCCUGCUGUACCACUUACAGCCCAGGAGGCACCCAAAUCCCUGUUCCAGGAGGAUGUUGGCAGCCACAGCUGGAAAAAGGUCAUGACGGCUCACCCUAACAAUCCUCAUGCUAAAGGUGCUGAACCGCCCCACCACUGUUGCCUUCCAUCACUGGCUGAACAGCACCCUCUUACAGGGAAGACUCCCAUUGCCAGGCAGCCCCCUCCCAAAGAUCAACCCCCCUCUUCUGAACAGCCCCCUCCCUCCAAGCAGUGCCUCCUUCCUGAUUGUCCCCAUCUCACAGGGACGCCUCUUGCCAGGAAGCUUUCUCUCACUGGGCAGAUUCCCUUCUCCCAAGAAUCCCCCAUCACCAAAGAGCCCGCCCUCUUAAGGGAGCCGAUCCAGGCCUCUACUCUGUGCCAGGAAGGUGAGUCUGUGGGCCGACCUACCAAUGUGGGGAUACUUCGGGUGCCCCUAGCUCCUGAGGACACUUGUGUCUGUGUCAGCAGAGGGACGGUAGGCCACAGAGAUAUUCAAAGCUCCAAUACACAUCAGCUCCCGUGGCAACCUACCAAUUCCCCCAGGGCCCAGGAGGAUCAGAUGUCCCUGAUCACCUUCACCACACCUGGCCCUGGCUGCAAGGUCUUGCCCAUGGCUAUGGUGGACACUGAGCCCCAGAGUGCCCGGUUCAAGCUAAAAGCUGAGGACAUACCAAACUCAUCAGUGGUCGCACAACUUGGCCUGCUCCGCGGAGCCUGCUAUGAACUGGUACCUCCCACAGAUGUUCUGCCAGUGCAGUCCCCAGUGCUCUGUCGCCAUUCACUGGGUCCUUAUCAGGACAUGAAAGCUGUGGUGAUAGACACAGGCACAGGCUUCACCAAAUGUGGACUGGCUGGAGAGGACCAUGUCCUCAGUGUAGUCCCUUCACGUGUCCAGUUGCUGCAGCACCCGGUCCAGGGCCAGCCCCGCUAUGCUGUGCCUGAGAACCGCGACGGCUCCCACUCCAUCUUGAAUCGAGGAGUGGUGUCCGACUGGGACGCCCUGGAGGUGCUGUGGCAGCACCUGUUCUACUGCAGGCUCCGAGUGCAGCCGGAGGAGCUGGCUGUGCUGGUGGCCGACUCUCCCAUCUCACCGCGCACCAACCGGGAGAAGGUGGCGGAAAUACUUUUUGAGCGUUUCCAUGUGCCCGCCAUGCAGACAGUCCAUCAAGCCCUAUUGGCCCUCUACGCGUAUGGGCGCACCACUGGGCUGGUACUGGGCAGUGGCUAUGGCACUUCCUACGUGGCCCCCAUCCUCACUGGGGAUCUCGCCCCACUUGACACGUUUCGGCUGGAUGUGGCUGGUAGUGACCUCACUGAAUACUUGUCUCAGCUGUUGCUGGCAAGCGGCCACUCUCCGCCGAAGGCAGGGAUGGUCAACCAGAUUAAAGAAGCCUGCUGUUAUGUAGCCAUGGAUAUGGCGGCAGAGAUGGCUCGCACCCAGACCAUGGCCCGGGUAGAGUUUGUGCUUCCAGACAAGCAGGUCAUCACCUUGGGCUCUGAGCGCUUCUGUUGCCCUGAGGCUCUCUUCCAACCCAGUCUGCUAGGACUCAACCAGCCUGGCCUCCCACAACUAGCCCUCCUAAGCAUUAGCCGACUUGAGGCCAAGCAGCAGGAGCAGCUGCUGGCCAAUGUAGUGCUGGAGGGGGGCAGCACUUUGGUGAGCGGCUUUCCUGAGCGCCUGAGACUGGAGUUGGGGCCCCGUGCCACUGUGCUGGGCUCUCCUCACCGCGCAGUUGCUGCUUGGCUCGGAGGCUCCAUCAUGGCAUCCCGGGACUCAUUCCAGAACCUGUGGCUGAGCCGCCGUGAGUACGAGGAGGAGGGCCCAUGGGCCAUCUACAAGUAUCAACUAUGA